Truncatella angustata is the source of this 1620-nucleotide messenger RNA. RefSeq lists its product as uncharacterized. The record is from RefSeq and is a predicted model, not a curated record. Lineage: Eukaryota; Fungi; Ascomycota; Sordariomycetes; Amphisphaeriales; Sporocadaceae. Gene Ontology annotation, cellular component: nucleus. The coding region runs from base 369 to 1376 and encodes 335 amino acids. The transcript has 2 exons.
AAGGCUGUUCACCACCGAGCAUCAUUCGCCGCCAGUAUUGAUGUUUGCCAGGCUGCCAGACAUGAAAAUCUCCUGACCUAGUCCCAGGCAAGAGUUCUGUAGGCGGCGUGGGGUCCUAAUCAGUACAUGGCUGGCCGUUGAGCGGGAGGACUAUAGUACGCACGAGCCAAUGAUCUUGAUGCUGCCACUAUCCGCGCUCCCUGGUACCAAAUACAUAAAAUACUGUACAAACACGCAGGAGCCACAUGGAAAUUUCACGAGGCGAAAACUUCGACCAGACCUUCUCAACAAUCAUUCGUGCAUCAAAUAAUCAUUUUCUGUGAUAUUGCGUUUCUUGUACUUCGGGACCGGUACAAUCGGUCUUGCAUAUGAUGGCCUGCAACUGCCGCACCUCGUCUCUGCGCGUCUUUGUACAGAGCCUCACACGGGUCCAGCUCUCUGCUGCAAGUUCUAGAUCUGCAAGCCUCCUCGACUCACGAGUACCGGGCGCAUACUCAUCGAAUGGCGCAUUGAGAUCGUUUACUGCUGUCUCAGCAGCUCGCUACCCCAGACAGUCGUUGCGAGCGUCUGCCCUCACAAUCGACACGGAAACUACCCACAACGAACCAUCACACGACACAUUGGCUACAUCAAGCCCCGACGAUACUACUUCUUCAUAUCAACCGGCAAACGUUUCAAGCGCCGAGGUGGAUCAGGCACGGAGGAAUCAUGCCAUAAUGGAUCUGUCGGCAGAUGCCAUCGAUGCGCUCGCAGCGGAUCUUGAGCGAACAGUGGAGGGACUUGGUGUUGCGAAUGACGACCUGGAGCAUGAGACCGACGUACGACGGCGACAAAAGCCCGAGUUCUCGGGCCCUAGCAGGCUGAAGAGAAGCAAGAUCAUGCCUACAGACAGGACACUACAGACGCAGGCACAGGCUAAUCCCAUCCCACGAAAGAGAGAGACAUGGCAGAUACAAAAGGAGGCGCUGAAAGAAAAGUUCCCAGAAGGGUGGAACCCACGCAAGAAGUUGUCCCCGGACGCUCUCGACGGUAUCAGAGCUCUGCAUACUCAGUAUCCGCAAAUAUACACAACAGACGCACUUGCCAACCAUUUUCAGGUUUCUGUGGAAGCGAUUCGGCGCAUUCUCAAGUCCAAAUGGAGGCCAAACGUGGAAGAAGAUGAGGACCGGCAGCAGCGCUGGUUCAACAGAGGCAAGAAUAUUUGGUCGCAGAUGGCUGAGCUUGGCACGAAACCGCCCAAGAAGUGGCGUGCGGCAGGUGUAUCGCGGGAUGCUCGAUUCAAUAAGCCGAAAGGGCACAGGACGGAGUAUCCCUAUGUUCCUAAGUGGAAAGAAAAGGAGAGCGCGCAGAAGAAGCUGGGCGACAGUCUGUUGUAGGCAUAGACCUAGGCAAUCAUAUGCCUGGUUUCUCCUGUUCGUGUAUGAACAAAACAUAAAUGUACAACAACUUCCAAGAUCCCAUACUCUACUAUAUAAUUCUUCAAGACACCAAGCUUAAAAAGUAUUGCACAAGCGUUUCGAACUGCACCAUUCGACCAUCUGACCAUGUAGAUUGUCCAGUGCUUGGUUGUGGGUGAUGGACAGGAUUAAGUGUGUUGAACCAUUAUUCUCAACUGGGUAG